Molecule: messenger RNA, 642 nt
Organism: Adelges cooleyi (spruce gall adelgid)
Lineage: Eukaryota; Metazoa; Arthropoda; Insecta; Hemiptera; Adelgidae
Product: prespore vesicle protein-like
Exons: 11
Coding region: 160-525 (121 amino acids)
Source: RefSeq, a predicted model, not a curated record
UUUAGUGCUUAACGUUCAUGUUGAUUUCCACUUUUAAAAUACAUUUUUAGGUUCUCAUUCAAAACAAAAGUAUAGACGAUUGAAGUAUGAAUUUCAAAAAUAUAUUUUGCCUUCUGGAAAUAACGUUUGUUACAAUGUUGGUAAUAAAUUCAGCUGUUGAUGGAAUGGACGGUGUACAUAAUGAGAUUCAACAUCCAGCCAAACCAACUCAACAUGUACCCUUUCGUCAGCCACCAAACCCAGGUGUACAUAAUGAGAUUCAACAUCCAGCCAAACCAAGUGUACAUAAUGAGAUUCAACAUCCAGCCAAACCAAGUGUACAUAAUGAGAUUCAUAAUCCAGCCAAACCAACUCAACAUGUACCCUAUCGUCAGCCACCAAACCCAGGUGAAAGCAAGUCUAGCUGCUGCCCGACGAUGUAGAAACGAUAGUGGAGUACCAAGUGAAACUGGAUACCAUACACUUCAAAGCUCCGGGUCACAUUCUAAAUUAUAUGCUUUAUGUAAUCUUUUCUUAUGUCAAUAACGUCUUGUACUGUAAUUCGUUAAUUUCUUUAUUGUUGUUAUCGAAUUUUCCAUUUUCUACUAAUAACUUGUUUCACAUAAUAUUAUAUGUUUUUAACCGUUUAUUUAUUAUUACAUA